AUGAUAUACGCAAGGGGACUUGAUACCUAUGCAAUAUUCCUUACAGAGUGUCAGCAUGCUGUCAACAACGUAGCCAGCGCUAGAGCCUUAGAGUAUCCAGAGAACAUGAAACUUAUUAUAAAGAAACUUCCUUUCUAUUUACAAGAAAAGUGGCGAAAUGUUGUGUACGAGCUCAAAGACAGAAGAGAAGUUGUGAAGUUUGAGAACUUAGUGAAGUUUGUUCGUAAGGAAGCUAAAAAGGCCAACGACCCUAUUUAUGGAAGAGAAGUGAUGAGUAUCUCAACGUCUUCAACCCACGGACAGAAUGUUAAACCAGCCACGUACUCAAAACAGAAAGGGAACUUUGCAACUAAGACCGUGGAAUCUCAUCUAUCUACAAACAAUUAUGCAUAUGAACAACAUAGACCAAAAUCAUCUGGAUUUGUGAAACCAUGUGCUUAUUGUCAAGGCACAUCACAUUCAUUGGAAGAGUGCCGGAACAUUAUGAAGCUACCCCUAAAGGACAGAUAUGAAGUGUUCAAGUCUAAGGGACUGUGUUUCUCGUGUUUGAGAUCAGGACAUCUUAAGGGAGCCUGUCAACACAAGUUAUACUGCGUUCACUGUAAGAAGUGUCACCCAUCUAUACUUCACGUGAAUCCUCGACAAGGCAAGGAAAACCCAGUAACUACCGAUCAAAACAACAACAGCUCAUCUGCAGCCGUUUCUUCAACAGCGCAUAUGGGGGCUGGGGACUCAGUGAGGCAAGCGCUUCCUGUCAUACCAGUACGUCUGAAAUCGAGAAACAGUGACAAAUUUAUUACAACUUAUGCUUUCUUGGAUUCUGGGAGUACAGCGACAUUUUGUACAGAGGAAAUCGCAAGAUCACUUCACCUUGAAGGCAAAAAGACUGUGCUUAACUUAACAACCAUGGGACAGCAGAGGACAGAGAACUGUAGCAUUCUAUCUGGUCUUGAAGUGAGUGAUUUAAAUGGUGAUCACACAAUUGACUUACCUCCUAUAUACACUCAACCGGAUCUGCCCAUAUCUAAGAAAGACAUUGUUACAUCCGAGGACCUACAUAGAUGGCCGCAUCUGCGUGAUGUACAUAUUGACACCAUAGAUAGCGAUGUUGGUUUGUUGAUUGGUGUCAACGUACCAAAAGCAAUGGAGCCAUGGAAUGUGAUUACUAGUGUACACAAAGGUCCAUUCGCUGUUAAGACUCUGUUAGGAUGGGUAAUCAAUGGACCGCUAGAUACAAGACCCGAGAAUGGUACUUACAGUACAUACGUCACAGCCAACCGCAUCGACGCAAGAUUAGAGGAGCAAGUGAGAUACCAAUUCAAUCAUGACUUUAGUGAAAGAGCUAUCGAUGAUGUUCCAGAGCCGUCAAGGGAAGACAGGAGAUUUCUCGACUUUGUGACAAAUUCAGUUCGCUUUGAAAAUGGACAUUAUGUCAUUGGUCUACCAUUCAAAUCAGAAAAUGUGAUAAUGCCAAACAACAGAAAACAAGCAGAACAGAGACUGAAUUCCUUGGCUAAGAAACUUUGUAGUGACAGUGAAUUCCAUCAGUAA
Messenger RNA from Saccostrea cuccullata (small rock oyster), 1551 nucleotides. RefSeq lists its product as uncharacterized. The record is from RefSeq and is a predicted model, not a curated record. The transcript has a single exon. NCBI's taxonomy places the organism in Eukaryota, Metazoa, Mollusca, Bivalvia, Ostreida, Ostreidae. Bases 1 to 1551 code for a protein of 516 amino acids.